Messenger RNA from Clarias gariepinus (North African catfish), 2835 nucleotides. RefSeq names its product TAF5-like RNA polymerase II, p300/CBP-associated factor (PCAF)-associated factor (gene taf5l). Gene Ontology annotation, biological process: regulation of DNA-templated transcription. Gene Ontology annotation, molecular function: transcription coactivator activity; protein binding. The transcript has 8 exons. The coding region runs from base 123 to 1940 and encodes 605 amino acids. Lineage: Eukaryota; Metazoa; Chordata; Actinopteri; Siluriformes; Clariidae. Gene Ontology annotation, cellular component: histone acetyltransferase complex; nuclear protein-containing complex. The record is from RefSeq and is a predicted model, not a curated record.
CGGUAGUCAUGGCGCCUCUCUUUGGCGCAUCAUAUUAGCCGUGAAAACAACUAACAAAUUUAGAUGUUUAAUCUUGUGUUAUUUUUUUCUCUUUUGACCUGAAAGGAGACGUGUAUUAAGUGAUGAAGCGAGGCCGGACGGAGCAGAUCCAGCACGCAGUGUCCCAGUACCUCAAGAGACGGCAGUAUGCGGACGUGGACGGUUCACUGAAGGGGGUCAAGCUGUCUCAAUCUGCCGAGGAGAUGGCAGCCAACCUCAUGGUUCAGACAGAGUCCAGCUGUGGGAACGUGGUUUCUGCUGCUCCGUGCCAGUUGGACCCUCAGCAGUACGAGACUCAGUUCUCCAGGUUACGGAGCUUCCUGCUGGAUGCGGAGGUGCCGUUGGCGCGUGAGGUGAGCGCCGUACUCUUCCCUCUGUUCCUCUACCUGCACCUGGACAUGGCACGCUGCGGCCUGAAGGGCGCCGUCGACUACUUCUUCAGCCGCUUCCACUCCUUCUUCCAGCAGGACGCCGAGCAGAGGGCCGUCAUCGAGCAUCUCCGGGGAGUUGUCUCGCCUCAGGACGUGGCCUCCAACUCCAAACUGUGCUCUCUGUUGGAGCACAAGUACGUGGUUCACCUGACAGACGAGGCAUACAUGUACCUGCUGCGGUACCUCCAGAGUGAAGACAACAGCGCCCUCUGCAGGGUGCUCAGCACACACCUACAGGUGGAGGUUUCUGCUGCGCGUCGCUCGGACUACCAGCUCUACGGGGGGGCGAGUCUCGCUACAGGAAACUCCACCUCCACGUCCUGUUCCAGCAGCUGGUUGGGCAUGGACGGCACGGACAGGGCAGAGUCCGUGGACGUUGCUGCAGGGUUACCGCCUCAAAACGAGGCUGCCCUGGAGGCGCUUCAGGACUGUAUCCGGCGUGUGCGUGAGGGUCCUCCGUCCCUCACCACGGUCGGCUUUUACGCCUUCGAGAACACGGAGCAGCUGCUGAACGCCGCCGAGGUGUCGCCUGACAGCCGCCUGCUCGCCGCCGCCUUCGACAACUCCGCGCUCAAGCUGUGGAGCCUCCGAGCCAGGAAGCUGAAGGCGGGGCCCUGUAGAGCCAACGUGUCCAGGAUACGCCUCGCCUGUGACCUGGUGGAGGAGGAGACGGAGGAGGAGGAGCUGGGCAGCGAGAUGAAGACGCUGCGCGGUCACAGUGGCCCGGUGUAUGGCGCGGCGUUCUUACACGACUCCUCCGGUCUGCUGUCGUGCUCGGAGGAUUGCACCGUGCGCUAUUGGGAGCUGCGCGGUUUCAGCAACGCUGCCGUGUACCGAGGCCACGCCUACCCUGUAUGGGACAUCGCGGUGAGCCCGUGCGGUCUCUACUUCUGUACAGCGUCACGUGACACCACGGCACGUCUCUGGACUCCGGCGCGCGCUCACCCGCUCCGACUCUACGCCGGACACCUCGCCGACGUCGACUGCGUGCGCUUCCACCCGAACUCGAGCUACGUCGCCACGGGCUCGACCGACAGGACGGUCCGGCUGUGGAGCACGCAACACGGCGGCUCGGUGCGUCUACUAACAGGACACCGGGGACCCGUACUGGCCCUCGCUUUCUCACCCGAUGGCAGGUACCUGGUGUCUGCAGGCGAGGACCAGCGGUUGCGGUUGUGGGACUUGGCGGCAGGGGGCGUCCUGAAGGAGCUGCGUGGACACACGGGUGCCGUCACCAGCCUCGCGUUCAGCCCGGACAGCUCUCUCAUCGCCUCGGCCGCCCUGGAUAACUCGGUACGCGUCUGGGACGUGAGGAACGCCCACGGAAGCGGGGCUGCGCCAGCGGACGGCUCCAGCUCGGAACUCGUCGGAGUUUACACGGGCGAGACGAGCAGCGUCCUAAAUGUCCAGUUCACCGCCUGCAACCUGCUGCUGGUCACCGGCACGGCGCAGGAGAAACAGGAGCAGUGAAGGCGUGUGUGAGACUCGUGUUGUAUCUGUGGACAGAGUGAAUCUGAUUCUCCAUCGACACCCUGAUGCACUAAAAUCCGCCCACUACGUCUAACGGCAGUGUUUAUUUUGUGUUUUGUUUUUUAAGUGAACUGAUUUGAGUUUAUAUCAACCAAGCAGCUAUUUCUAAAUUGUCAUACAAAGCUCUGAAUUUCACAAGACGAUGGUGUGUUUAUGUCUCGGUGUCUGUUAGUGUUUUUGUUUAAAAUUUUUAUAUCUAUUUUUUUGUAUCAAUGUACAGGGCUUAGUGGUUUCGCGUUUAAGAAAAUGAAAAUGUUUGUUUGUUUUUUUUUAUUUUAUAAGUUUGUUAUUAGGGCAUGUUUUUGUAACACCUGCUACGAGGUGAGAUUUUUUUUUUUUUUUUGUUCAUGACUGCACAUCUCAGAAUGAAGAAUAAACUCUGAGGUAAAGGUGAAGCGUUUAAGUAUGUUCGUGUAUGAGUCAUAUAUUUGCCUUUUUAAAUUUUUUUUCUUCCAUCUUGCUCCAUCAUGAACGUGCACAUGGUCGGUCACAAAUCAUGGGUUUGAUUCCCACCUAGGGGUUUGUGUGCAUUGAGUUUGCCUCUUCUCCCUGUGCUUGGUGGGUUUCCUCCCACAGUCCAAAGACAUGCAGAUUAGGCACAUCGUAGUGUGUGUAUGUGUGUCCUGCGUAGAAUUAACACCCCAUCCAUGGUGUAAUUCUCCUGGGGUAGGCUCCAGGCGCUGUACAAGAAUAAGCGGUAUAGAAGAUGAACAAAUUCAUUUGUAAUGUUCUUAAGCGCCCUCUGUUGUACAUGAGGUGAAUUGCAAUGCAAACUGAACAUCUUCGCUUUAUGUUCACCUUUUAAUGCAAAUCCACCGAACACUUCUUUCUCACU